AUGGAGAUAAAGGAAUACCAACUGAACACAUACAAAACGGGACUUUUUAGUCCCCUCUGCAAGCAGGAUCAGCUGAAGAAGUUACAAGCUAGGUUCUCCAAAGUUGUGAGCAAGUUCAGGGCUCCUUGGGGUGCAGUGGAGAGAGUUGGAGAACUAAGACUUUUAAGGGCUGGCACAAAAUGGUUUGCCAUAAGCAGGGAGAAGUGUCUCCUUCCUCUCCAACUAGCUCUGGAAUCAAAGAGCAUGAAGCUGGCCCAACAGGCUCUAGCAGGGAUGCAGAAGCUGCUGUCUGAUGAGAGGUUUGUAUCCGUAGAAACAGACUCAGAUGAGAAACAGUUGCUUAAUCAGAUGCUGAAUGCCGUCAAAGUGACUCCUUCGCUCAACGAAGACCUGCAGGUUGAAGUGAUGAAGGUAUUGCUCUGUAUAACAUACACCUCCACAUUUGAGCUGAAUGGGAGUUCAGUGUUGAAGAUUGCUGAGGUUUGCAUUGAGACAUAUGUAUCUAGCUGUCACCAGCGGAGCAUUAACACCGCUGUGCGGGCAACCCUCAGCCAAAUGUUGAGUGACUUGACUUUACAGUUACGACAAAAGCAAGAAAACAUGACCAUUGACAACCAUGACACCUCACAGAAAUUCAAGAGUCAAGGUGCUUCAACUGAGUCUCUUUGUGAUGAUGUUGUAUCUGUCCUCACUGUGCUCUGUGAGAAGCUCCAGGCUGUCAUAAA
Molecule: messenger RNA, 725 nt
Organism: Nestor notabilis (Kea)
Lineage: Eukaryota; Metazoa; Chordata; Aves; Psittaciformes; Psittacidae
Product: brefeldin A-inhibited guanine nucleotide-exchange protein 3-like
Exons: 8
Source: RefSeq, a predicted model, not a curated record